Triticum turgidum subsp. durum (durum wheat) is the source of this 1038-nucleotide messenger RNA. The record is from the annotation of a GenBank genome assembly. NCBI's taxonomy places the organism in Eukaryota, Viridiplantae, Streptophyta, Magnoliopsida, Poales, Poaceae.
AUGUAUUAUUUUAAUAUUUUCGGGUCUUAUGCGCAAAAAAACAACCGAGGCACUUUAUCAUCUUCCCGAAGCGACACCCAACCAGGCACAGGGGAGGAGAUUUUCCUUAUCCUCCUGAUGCCGCUUCUAAUGCGUCUCUCCCCACCGGCGGCGGCGCCGUCGCCGCAGUACCGGCGAAGCCACGGAGGUUCUACCACGAGAUUAAACGCCGUACUCCCCGAGACCUCAGAGCGAAUGUUUCUUGUAGCUAGACAUGCCUCAUCGUCGACUGAUGCGGUGCGUCCUAGGAGCGACAACUUUGAUAUAGCUAAUGGACAUGGUCAUUUCCUUAUCAAGUCUACAUCUGAUCUUCAGGAAGCUGUAUCUUCUUGUUUCGGGAAAGCAUUGGUGACCAGCAGUGCUGUCAUGCUUGCGAUGCCACCCAGUUGCUUGGCAGAAGAAUGUGACCCGGGGUACUCUCUUCCUAACAUGCCGCUGCUGUUUGCGAUAGCCAUGGUUGGUGCUACUGUUGGAGGGCUCCUUGCGAGACAAAGGAAAGGGGAACUUAAAAAGCUUAAUGAUCAGCUACGUCAGAUAAAUGCUUCACUGAGAAGACAAGCCAAGAUCGAAUCUUAUGCUCCUGCUUUGAGCUAUGCACCGGCUGCUAGUAAGAUACCAGAAUCAGAAGUCAUUGUUGAUCCUCACAAACAGCGCCUGCUCGCAUAUCUGAGGACUGGGAAGAACUACCUGAGAAACCAAGCUCCAGACAAGGCAUUUUCCGAGUUUAAGGCAGCUCUUGAUCUUGCACAAUCUUUGGGUGAUCAUGUUGAAGAGAAGAAGGCGGCACGAGGAUUAGGAGCAUCAUUGCAAAGACAAGGAAAUUACAAGGAAGCAAUAAAGUACCACUCCAUGGUUCUCAGCAUCUCCAAGAUGACUGGAGAGGAUUCAGGUGUCACUGAGGCAUAUGGGGCAAUAGCCGAUUGCUACACCGAAGUUGGUGAGCUCGAGAAGGCAGGCAAGUUCUACGAUGAGUACAUUGCAAGAUUGGAGAAUGACUGA